AUGGACGCCGCGCAACAGCAGCAACAGGCCCCCGGGACCCAACCGAUGGUGCCUCAGCACUCCAACCUGAUCCGGACCGAUCAGGUGCAGAAGCUCCCCCAUCUCACCGACCAGCAGAAGACCCAGCACACCCAGGUGGUGCGCAACUUCUGGGAAAUCCUCAAUAACCGCGACCCCCAGAGUACCGACUACCAGACGGCGCACACCCGACUGACCGCCAUCUCGCAGAAUCUGAUGAAGGGCAUGCGCGCCUUUCAGCAGAACCGCCAACUGCAGCAGCAACAGCAACUCCAGGCCGCCUCCGCCGCCCAGCAGGGCCAGUCCAUCCCACGCCCCCAGUCCGUCGCGCCGCAGUCCUUCAGUGGCCUCCUCCCCCAGAUCCAGCAGAAAGUCAACGCGUUGAACUUCUUCCUCCCGCCCACCAUCAACAACGAGCAAGCCCAGGGCUGGCUGCAGGAAGCCAAGCUUCGAUACGGCAUCGCGCUUCAGAAACAGGAAGUCGGCCGCGCCCGUCUCGCCGAGUCGUCCGGUAACCCGGUGACCCAGGAGGAACUCCAGGAAUUCAAGACCCGGCAGAUCGCCGCUGAGAAGAUCUACCGCGAGGGUGGUGAGUUUCUGCAGAAGUUCCGCGACCAGCAGGACACCUUCAAGUCGCAGCAUCAGGCUCGCGCCGCCGGCGCCCAGGGCGUGCCCGCCGGAAACGCUGCAGGCACCGCCGGUAGCCCGACCAACGGGCCUGGGGCCAUGCACCCGGGCCAGGCAUCCACGCCCGCGCCACAUACCAUCACCUCCGCGGUGAGCGCCGCGCGCAACCAGGCCAGUCAGACAGCCAUGUCGCCUUCCACGUCGCAGCAGGGCCAGACCCCCGCUCCUGCCACGCAGGGCCUCGCGCAGCAAACCCCUGCGCAACAGGGCACCCCCGCCGGCCAAGUAACCUUCACGCAGGCGCAGGUGCCCGGCGCGGACGGGUCGACGCCCGCGCAGACGCCGCAGUCGGCGACUGCGCAAGGCCCGCCGCGCCCUUUGUCGCAGCAGGCAGCCAUGGCGCAGGCCGCGCAGAACUACUCCAAUAACAACGCCGUCAACAACAACGCGGCCAUGACGCAACAACCCCAACAACAGCAACCGCAACCCAUGACACAACAAGGCGCCAACAACCACGCCCACCCCAUGAACCGCGCUUCCGACAACACCGCCCGCAACCUCAACAUGGCCAUCCCCAAGAACCUCAACGUGCCGCCCCCCGAGCCCGUCUCCAUGGCCCCUGCGCGCCCCACCCUCUCCGGCGGGCCCAGCCACGGCGGCAUGGGCAUGAUGGGCCAACCCGCCAUCCAGAAACACCCGGGCUACGUCCUCGAAGGCGAGGGCCAGCGCGUCCUCAGCAAGAAAAUGCUCGACAUCCUCGUCCGCCAGGUCACCGGCGGCGGCGAAGGCGAGGGUCUCACUCCGGAUGCUGAAGAGUUCAUCCUCCAAAUGGCCGACGACUUCGUCGACGACGUCAUCACGGCCGCCUGCCGUCUCGCCAAACUGCGCCCCUCGUCCACCCUCGAGAUCCGCGACAUCCAGCUCGUCCUCGAACGCAACUACAACAUGCGCAUCUCCGGCUUCUCCACCGACGACCUCCGCACCGUCAAGAAACCCCAGCCCACCCAGGGCUGGACCCAGAAAAUGUCCGCCAUCCAGGCCGCAAAGGUCACGCAGGGGAAGGCCGAAUAA
Aspergillus terreus NIH2624 is the source of this 1716-nucleotide messenger RNA. RefSeq names its product putative transcription initiation factor TFIID subunit 12. Gene Ontology annotation, cellular component: transcription factor TFIID complex; SLIK (SAGA-like) complex; SAGA complex. The record is from RefSeq and is a predicted model, not a curated record. Lineage: Eukaryota; Fungi; Ascomycota; Eurotiomycetes; Eurotiales; Aspergillaceae. Gene Ontology annotation, biological process: DNA-templated transcription initiation; RNA polymerase II preinitiation complex assembly. The coding region runs from base 1 to 1716 and encodes 571 amino acids. The transcript has 3 exons. Gene Ontology annotation, molecular function: DNA binding; protein heterodimerization activity; TBP-class protein binding.